Messenger RNA from Closterium sp. NIES-65, 2193 nucleotides. NCBI's taxonomy places the organism in Eukaryota, Viridiplantae, Streptophyta, Zygnematophyceae, Desmidiales, Closteriaceae. The record is from the annotation of a GenBank genome assembly.
AUGACUGCCCUGCCUCAUGCUACCCGUGGGGCCUCCCGAGCCGCCCGACAGCCGAGCCGCCCAGCACCGUGCAGCCGAGCCGCCCAGCAGCCGAGCCGCCCAGCAGCCGAGCCGCCCGACAGCCGAGCCGCCCUGCACCAGCAGCCGAGUCACCCAGCAGCCGAGCCGCCCAGCAGCCGAGCCGCCCUACAGCCGAGUCGCCCGACAGCCGAGCCGCCGAGCAGCCCGAUUGCUCCACCUACCUGGGUCGGGCAGUGGACUUUUGAGGUCUGGGUAGAUGAUCUGCAGCUUUUCCUGCAGUGCGAUAGGGCAGACGGCCUCUCCCUGUUUGACCUCACUUCUGGUGCCUCCCCUGCCCUUGCUGCUGAUGCUGACGCCACUGUUCGCUCACAGUGGGCCACACGUGACGCUGCUGCUCGCCUUACUGUGCGCCGCCACUUACCGACCACUGAGCGUGCACACUUUAGCCAGUACAAGAGUGCUCAGACCUUGUACGAAGCUGUAGUUGCAUGCUACUCUUCCCCUGCCACUGCUGCACUGAGCCGCCUCAUGCUAUUGUACCUCUUCAUUGACCUUGUUGCCUUUCCCACUGUUGCUGACCUCAUUACGCACCUCCGCACUUGUGACACUCGCUACCGCGCUGCGCUUCCUGCUGAGUUCUGUGCCAAGACCCCCCCCCCCAUGUACAUCACCCUCUACUACAUAGUCACCCGUCUCCCUGACUCUCUCCGUGUAGUCAGGGACCACUUCCUCUCAGUUUGCCCCACCACCCUCACCGUUGACCUCCUCGAGAAGGCCCUCCUAGCAGCGGAGAAGAGCAUAGUUGCUGUAGGAGCCUCUCGUGGUGACCCUCGCACCCCCAUCUUUGAGGUGUGUUCUCCCUCCCCCCUCUUGCCCUCUGUUGCCUCUGCUGCUACGGCUGACCUUGUUGGUUUCGAGUCGGUCGGCGCUGCGUCUGCCCCGAGCGGGAGACGCCGCACCGGCAAGGGCAAGGGGGGCAAGGGCACUGGAGGAGGUGGAGGGGGCGGUGGAGGUGGUGGUGGAGGCGGUGGAGGGAGUGGGGUUGGUGGUGGGAGUGGUGCUGGGGGUGGCGGCGGCGGCGGCAGCAGUGGAGGCGGCGGAGGCGGUGGAGGUGGAGGAGGGAGCGGAGGCGGCGGAGGUAGCGGAAGCGGCGGAGGUAGUGGAGGAGGCGGAGGUGGAGGAGGCGGCGGUGGCGGCGGAGGCGGCGGCGGCGGCGGAGGCGGCGGUGGUGGAGCGAGUCGCGACUCUACGUCGAGGAGUGGCGCCGAUGGUGGUCAGCGCCAGCAGCAGCAACGGAGUGGUGUGACCCUGUCCCCUCAGCAGCUUCGUGAGUGGUACACUGCACGCCAGCGCGGUGGGGGUUUUGGUCCCUGCUCUUACGUUCUCCGUACCGGCGACCGCACUAGUGAGCAGUGUGGGGGUCCGCACUCCACCCAGCGCUGCUUUGGUCGACUGACGGACGCGUGGCGUUGCCAGUUGCCUGAGGCGUCAGAGAUCCCUCGCUGGGGAAAUCUGGCUAAGGCCGGGGUUGCUAUCUUUGAUCUUGACUUUGAUGCUAUUCUUGCUGCAAUGUAUGCUGUUGCUGAUAGUGUUGAGGGUGCGUGUUACCUGUGUGUACCGCCUGACCCGGGCAUUGAGGCUGCUGCGCUAGGUGCUGGUGAGACUGCUGCUCUAGGUGCUAGUGCGUCUGCUGCCCCAAGUGCCAGUGCGUCUGCCGCCCCAGGUGCUGGUGAGUCGGCUCUCUCAGGUACUACGUCGGCUCAGGCCUUCCACACCUUCACCCUAGACUCGGGUGCGUCCCGCUCCUUCUUUCGAGACCGCACCACUCUUACGCCGCUUAGUCGGCCGGUUGCAGUCUCCCUAGCAGACCCCUCUGGGGGUCCUGUCCUUGCCAGCUUCUCCACUAUCCUUCCGUGCCCUGCAGCCCCCUCUGGCACCCUGUCAGGUCUCUACCUCUCCUCGUUCUCUACGAACUUGGUGAGUGGAGCGGACCUACAGGAUCGAGGGGUUGACCAGUUCACUCCUGCGAGUCAGCGAGUGACCCACUGCAAGUGUGCUCGGACAGGCCGACACUUGGCCACGUUCACCCGUCGGCCAGGGUCGAGCCUGUACACCUCUACUCCUGAGUCUCCUCCUACUGCCGAGUCUGCCCAGGUAGCUACGUUGAGUUAG